AUGUGGUCAGUAGUGCAGUAUCGACAAAUCGGCAAGCACGUGGAAAGGGAUUGGCAUAGGCAGAGGCACCAAGGAGGCGACCCGUACGGAAACAGUAAGCUCCUGGAGGCUGGAGCCGGAUCGGGAUUGAGGAAUGUCGAAUCCAUCGCACAACACACAUCUGAAGAGUCAAGCACCGAGAACGAGACCGACGGCUCGCCAACAAGUCUUGAGAAGCACGGCUCCCCCGAGCCCGAGCGCAACGGCAUCGAUGGCAGUAAGGGUACAAAUGAGAAGAUUGUGGUUCAGCUCCAGGGGGACGCCGACCCUCUUGACCCGCGCAACUGGUCUUUGGCUGCCCGGUGCAAGAACAUCGCCAUCCUAUCAUUCCUCAUCUUCUCCCAGGGAUGGGCCAGCGGUGCUGACUCGAUGGCCAACACGCGCAUGAGCGAGGCCUACGGCGUCAGCAAGACGGCCAGCAAUCUAUCGCAAGCAACGUUCCUCUUUGGCAUCGGCUCCGGAUGUCUCUUCUGCGGACCCCUCUCAGAGACGAUCGGCCGCAAUCCAGUCUACCUCGGGAGCACGUUCUGCUAUCUGUGCUUUGUGCUCGGCUGCGCAUUCACCCCCAACCUAGGCUCCCGCAUUGUAUGCCGGUACUUUGUCGGCCUGUUCGCCAGCGCUGCGCUGGGCAUCAACGGCGCCAGUGUAAGCGACCAGUUCCGACCCGUCAAGCGCGCGUUCGCCUUCCCGAUCAUUGCAUGGGCGAACGUCGCGGCACCAAUGCUAGCCCCCGUCGCAGGGGGCUGGCUCGUCCAGGAUCCCCACCGAAGCUGGCACUGGGCCGACUGGGUGACGCUCAUGAUUUCCGGAGCUGCGUUUCUCGUGGCCCUGCUCUUCCUUCCCGAGACGUACCUGCCCGUUCUGCUGGACUGGAGGGCGAAAAACCUUCGUCGUGUCACAGAGGCGUCCAGCGCUCGAUACACGUACGUGUCCGAGCAUGCGGAGAAGGCACCCCUCGCGCAGCGCCUGCGACACACACUCCCCAUGCCGGUCGUGUACUUCAAGAACGAACCCGUCGUGGCCGUGCUCGGCAGCUACCUCAUCCUGAUCUACAUCCUGCUGUUCAGCUUCCUGUCGGGCUUCGACUACAUCUUCACGCAGACGUACGGCCUCUCGCAUGGGCAGACGGGCUCGUGCUUCGCCUCCAUCGCCGCAGGGUCUACGGUAUUUACGCUCUCCGCGCCGCUCCUGUUCCGCUGGUCACGCGACAAGACGGACCACGUCCGCCACGCGCCCGUCAAGCCGGAGUACAGACUGUGGCCAGCGAUCGUCACCUCGCCGCUGCUGCCCAUCUCCUUGUUCUGGCUGGGCUGGACGGACUACGCGAGCCUCCCGAUCUGGUCCGGUCUCGCGGCAUGUUUCUGUUUUGGAGUGGUGGCCACGGCUUUCUACGUCAGCAGCUACGAGUACAUCGUCGACAGCUAUACGGAACACAGUGCCGUGGCGCUCGCCAGCAUCACCAUGGCGCGGUACCUGAUCGCGGGCACCAUGGUCGUGGCCGCCCGGCCUAUGUAUGAAGGCAUCGGGGUGCACUGGACGAUGACGCUGCUGGGGUGUCUUGCUUUGCCACUGGCCCCUGCGCCGCUCUUGCUCAAAUGGUAUGGGGAGAAGUUGAGGGCAAAGAGUCCCCUGGCUGAGAGUCCAUGA
This is a messenger RNA of Cladophialophora yegresii CBS 114405, 1686 nucleotides long. RefSeq lists its product as uncharacterized. Lineage: Eukaryota; Fungi; Ascomycota; Eurotiomycetes; Chaetothyriales; Herpotrichiellaceae. The coding region runs from base 1 to 1686 and encodes 561 amino acids. Gene Ontology annotation, biological process: transmembrane transport. Gene Ontology annotation, molecular function: transmembrane transporter activity. The record is from RefSeq and is a predicted model, not a curated record. The transcript has a single exon.